CAUCAUUCGGUUAAAUGAUGAAUAUGCAAGAUACACUAGCAAGAUUUAGCAUCAGGGCAACCUUCUGAGUGGCAGGAUACAAGCCAAUUCUAUGAUUUGUGGACCGAAAACAAGACAACAUUCCUUCACUGGUCCAGAAAGUAUGCUACCAACUAGCGUUGCAAUACUACCAAGACUAUUACUUCGUCAUGGAUAGUGGUGCUAUAGUUGAGGAUGUAGCACUGAUAGAGCACGAUGACAUUAUUUUUAUGCAACGGACCAACAACAAUACCAUCCAAUACUCACUGAUGAGUGAGAUGUAUGCUCGAAAUCAACAAAUGAUGAGGCAGUAUUUGGCUUACUCUCCAAGUACACAAUAUCCUGCUUUCCAGUCAUAUGGCUAUCCUCAGCAAUAUGUCCAACCAAGUCCUAAUUUUACAUACUGUGGUCAGAAUUAUGGUCAAAAUCCUAACACAGAAAUGGACUGAUUACAACUUGAUCCGAUUGAUAUAAAAGCUGAGCCUAUCAGUACUAAGGAAGCCUCUGAAAAGCCAGCCUCGGCUGAUCCAUAUACUGCAAAAAUUCCUUCAGAAUAUAAUUCAAAGAAAGAUUUAGAGAGGUCCUCUUCCAAUUUUGAAGAGGUGAACACCUCUUCAGUCAAGAAGGAGCCCGCUCUCAAUGAUUUUAAUGAUAAUUUUAUUAAAGCUGAAGGUAAUGAAGCCAGAGGCUUCAUUCCUUCUGAGUUUAAGAAUUUUACCACCAUAGUUCCAAAGAACGAAAAUGACAUUGAAGAUGGCUCAGCCUAUUAUUGUGACUUGCUAGAACUUCAGAACCAGAAGUUCUAUGACAGAGACGAUAUGAUCGAACGUGUUAGAGAAGUUGCUGUCCGCAACGGAUUCAACAUCUGAAUUCCUCGAGGUGACAUUACUCUGAAUGAUGGAACUCAGCAGACAACUCUUUACUGAGAUAAGUACGGCACUAAGCGCAAGAGAAGUCCUGAUGGAAAGGAGAGGUACUCCAAAAAGACUGGAUGCAAAUGGAAAAUCAAAUUUCAAAAGAGAGCAGGGACCAAAUACUAUGAAAUGAUAAAGACGAACACAAAUAUGCACAAUCAUCCAAAGAACGACAAUAUUUCAAGAAAGAAGAGGAGUAACAAACUUCAAGGAAAGCGGAGUCAUGUGGGAUAUCAGAAGAUGCUAGCUAUGAAGAAGCUUGAGGAGGAGCAAAAUAACAUGAUGCAUCAUAUCCACCAACAGAAGAUGCAGAGUCUUCUUCCUCAUCAGGUCUCCACCGGGAUGGGUCAACAAGGUCGCUUAGUGCCUGUCAAUCAUAAAGAAAAGGAAGAAUACAUUUACCUAAAGAAAAUAGAAAACCCAGAAGACUCUUUGUUAAACAAGUUCAAGAGUUACAAAGACUUAGCUGUUAACUCGACUAGUGAUUCUGAUGGGGAAUCACCUUUUGAGCUGAAAGAUCCACAUUCCUACUCUAAGAAGGAUAUUUCCAACCUCGAACUGGACGAGGUCGAGACCAAUGAUAAUUCUUAUACUUUCAGGGAUCUCCCGGAUGAUCGGCGGCGAUCAUUUUCUUAA
Molecule: messenger RNA, 1568 nt
Organism: Moneuplotes crassus
Lineage: Eukaryota; Ciliophora; Spirotrichea; Euplotida; Euplotidae
Source: the annotation of a GenBank genome assembly